UGUGUUGGUGCGCAGCACCAACUUAGCCACCUUUUCUCCAUUCAUGCAAAUUACUGCUCCAACUCAUACUCGCCGAUUCACUACAGGUGUUCGAUGAAAUGCGCCAAUGGCUAUGGUUCGAUUCGAUUUCGAACGGUCGCAAAAUCAUCAGCAAAUAAAAAUCCGAGCACCAUACCGGAGAAGCCGAAGCUGCCGAUUCAAGGAAAUCGGAUCGAUGAUUCGGAUCUGGAACCGUAUCUUGAUCAGAAUUUGUUUUCCUCCGUUAUGCAUCGUCUUCGGGCGGGGAUUAAACUAGAUGGACUUGGUAUGGAGAUUCUCUCGAUUGCACUUCCUGCAGCUCUGGCCCUUAUAGCUGACCCUAUUACUUCACUUGUUGAUACUGGUUUCGUUGGGCAUAUAGAUCUGCUGAACUGGCUGCAGUUGGUGUGUCGAGUGCUGUUUUCAACAUUGUUUCUAAACUAUUCAAUGUCCCGGUGCUCAAUGUCACAACAUCUUUUGUUGCUGAAGAGCAGGCAUCUGCUUUGAAGGCUGUUGGUGACUGCAGUCAAACUACCAAAGCAGAGCAACAGAACAAGAUAUUUCUUCCGUCAGUAUCAAAUGCUAUCAUGCUUGUCGUUGCCCUUGGCGUUGUAGAAGUUGUUGCGCUCUUCACUAGCUCAAUCUUUUUUAUGAAUACCAUGGGUAUACCUAGGGACGGAUCCAUAAUUUUUUUAUUAUGGGGGCACAAAAUAUAAGCAUGCUAUAAAUAUAAAAUACGUUAAAAAAAUUAUACUACAUAAUAAUUAAAGUCUAUUAAAAUUAAAAAUACGAGUUUCAUUGCCUUAAAUAUUUGCAUGAUCAACAAUCAAUUUUUUUUUUCUCAAUAUAUAUAAUCACACUAUCAAUUAUCCAUUUAUCUCUUAUCUGACUGCGUAGACGAUUCUUUAUGAAAUUCAUUGCAGAAAAUACCCUUUGAAACUAAGUAUAUAUUUAUUGGAGAUUGGAGAUUUAAAACUUUACUUCUUUGUUAUAUAUUUUAAUCAAUUAUAUAUAUAUAUAUAUAUAUAUAUA
Messenger RNA from Salvia miltiorrhiza (redroot sage), 1050 nucleotides. Its product is annotated as protein DETOXIFICATION 44, chloroplastic-like. The coding region runs from base 94 to 525 and encodes 143 amino acids. NCBI's taxonomy places the organism in Eukaryota, Viridiplantae, Streptophyta, Magnoliopsida, Lamiales, Lamiaceae. The record is from RefSeq and is a predicted model, not a curated record. The transcript has 4 exons.